Trypanosoma theileri is the source of this 858-nucleotide messenger RNA. RefSeq lists its product as uncharacterized. The transcript has a single exon. Gene Ontology annotation, molecular function: nucleic acid binding. The record is from RefSeq and is a predicted model, not a curated record. The coding region runs from base 1 to 858 and encodes 285 amino acids. NCBI's taxonomy places the organism in Eukaryota, Euglenozoa, Kinetoplastea, Trypanosomatida, Trypanosomatidae.
AUGGAUCCAUCGAAGCGUAUCUGCCUAAAGAACAUCCCCCCGGACUGCACCAAGCGUGAGAUCGCGGAGUUCAUCCGCAACCGCACGGGUGCGCAGCCGCACAGUAUUGACUUGGGCCUCGACGCGGACGGCAGGCCCCGCCGCUACGCCCACUUCUCGGCGGAGGGCGCGAGGAACAUCGUGCCGGUCCUCAGCGGCGCCACUUGGCGCGACUGCACCAUCACCGCCCUGCCCGCCCGGCCGCACUACACCCACCGACUCGCGGAGGCCCGGCGCCGGCAGCAGCAGGCCGAGCAGGAGGCGGAGGAGGCGCGCGAGGCCCACUGGCGGCACUGCACGGAGAAGUGGCUCGCGAAGACCGGCGGCGUGCUCCCAGCGGGGCGGGGGCCAAAGUCCUUCUACGCGACCAGGCAACGCUACGCCGCCGUGGCCGCGGAGAUUGCACGGAAACUGCGGGAGGAACACAGGAGUAAACACUAUACACAGAAUGGAGAGGCAGCGGGGAAGAACUACCAUUACGCUCAACAAGGAAGAGAAGAAGCUGGAGAAGGAGGAGGUAUGGCAUUAUCUACAACGGAGAAUGUGGAGGGGAAUGAGGAACGGCGGCCGCGUAUGGGCGAAAACACAAAAUCGAAUCAACACUACAAACAUCCACGCAGUAAAGGUGCCUUUUCAUCAGCUAAAGGGGCAAAGAAGCCGAGAACGGAAUCUACUAAUAAAAAUACUACGACUACUACUAAUAAUACGACCGCAGAGAAAAAGAAGGAGCCUGAGAAGCCACCAGCACCUUCGAAGGAGGAGCGGAAACUCUCAGGCUUACAAGCGAAACUAGCCGCACUGCGUGCAAAGAUGAAGUGA